Molecule: messenger RNA, 2221 nt
Organism: Juglans microcarpa x Juglans regia
Lineage: Eukaryota; Viridiplantae; Streptophyta; Magnoliopsida; Fagales; Juglandaceae
Product: aluminum-activated malate transporter 4
Exons: 6
Coding region: 81-1796 (571 amino acids)
Biological process (GO): malate transport
Cellular component (GO): plant-type vacuole membrane
Source: RefSeq, a predicted model, not a curated record
AAUAUUUUUUCUCAUUUCUUUUUACUACUGUUUCUCUCCGAUUACUUUUUCGGGUUCGUCUUCGUCACAGGGGGCAGAAAAUGGCUACGAAGAUCGGGUCGUUUCGGCACAGUUUCGCCGAGAGGAGUAAGGAAAGGCUGCUCUCCAGGAAGGCUUACUCCGAAUUGGGCCUUGGCAGCUCCUACGGCGGCGAAGACGAUGGAGUUAAAGGCCGGUUUUUCCGUCGCCUGUCCGAUGGGAUCCUCAACUUCUGGGCUGGUCUUCGAGAAACUUCGGUCAAGCUGUACGAGAUGGGCCGAUCCGACCCUCGGAAGCUCCUCUUCGCAGCUAAAAUGGGGAUCUCCUUGGCCCUUGUGUCACUCGUCAUCUUCUUGAAAGACCCGCUAAAGGAUGUGAAUCAGUACUCCAUCUGGGCAAUUCUCACGGUAGUCGUAGUUUUCGAAUUCAGCGUAGGGGCAACUCUUAACAAAGGACUCAAUCGUGCUUUGGGGACAUUUUCGGCUGGAGGGCUUGCUCUGGGCAUUGCAGAGGUUUCUACGAGGGCUGGGAAUUUAGAGGAGGUUAUUAUAGUAAUUAGCAUUUUUAUUGCAGGAUUUUGUGCAAGUUAUACCAAACUGUAUCCGCCAAUGAAGUCUUAUGAAUAUGGUUUCCGAGUAUUCUUGUUGACAUUCUGUAUCGUGUUGGUCUCUGGGAAUAGUUCGUCGCAGUUUCUCCAAACAGCCUUCUAUCGAUUAUUACUUAUUGCGAUUGGUGCUGGUAUAUGCUUGGUUGUAAAUAUAUGUUUGUAUCCCAUCUGGUCAGGGGAGGAUCUGCACAAAUUGGUGGUGAAAAACUUUCAGGGUGUUGCUACUUCUUUGGAAGGUUGUGUUAGUGGAUACUUGAACUGCGUUGAAUAUGAGAGGGUGCCUUCCAAAAUUCUUACAUACCAAGCUUCUGAUGACCCGCUAUAUAGUGGCUAUAGAUCGGCUGUACAAUCUUCUAGCCAAGAGGAAUCUCUGUUAGAUUUUGCAAUAUGGGAACCACCUCAUGGUCCUUAUAAAGGAUUUAAUUAUCCUUGGAGGAACUACGCCAAAGUAAGUGGUUCUCUGAGGCAUUGCGCUUUCAUGGUAAUGGCAAUGCAUGGGUGCAUACUUUCAGAAAUACAGGCACCAGCAGAGAAGAGAAAGGUUUUUAGUCGUGAGCUUCAGAGGGUUGGUGCUGAAGGAGCUAAAGUGUUACUUGAGCUUGGAAGCAAAGUAGAAAAGAUGGAAAAAUUAAGCUCUAAAGACAUACUAUUUGAAGUGCAUGAAGCAGCAGAAGAAUUACAAAUGAAGAUUGACCGAAAAUCAUACCUUCUGGUCAAUUCGGAUAACUGGGAAGAUGUAAGGCGGGCUAAGGAAUUUGAAGAUCCUCAGAACUUCAUCGAUGUCAAAGACAAUGAAAAUAAAGGUAUUGUGAUCAAUUCCCUCAGUGAAACAUGGGACAGACAGAAUCCAAACAUCAGUGUAGAGCCCUCCAUGCCGCUUUGGAUAUCCUCAGAAAGUGUGCUUAAUAAACCAGUAUCAUGGCCACAACUCUCAUUUACCGGGGAUACCAGGCUUAAUGAACAAGAAUCAAGAGUAUAUGAAAGUGCCAGUUCUUUGUCUUUAGCUACAUUUUCAUCCCUGCUCAUCGAGUUCGUUGCCAGGCUUCAAAAUCUUGUUGAUGAGUUUGAAGAGCUUAGCGAGAAAGCAAAUUUUAAGGAACCCUUGGAUCCAUCAAAUCAGGCUAAAGAGGCGGUUGGGUUUUGGACCAGACUUUUUAGAUGCUUCCAUUGACACCAACCUCAUAUUUUUCAUUAAAUUGUUUGGAAUUCAUUAUUGGUUACCGCUUGGUUAACUUUAUGUUUGCAAAUGUAAGGAAUUUGAUAGGGAAAGACAGCAAGUUUUGCCGACCUAAACGACAAUUCUAGUGGACUCUUCAGAGGGUCUGAUCUGACAAGAAGUCUCCUGGAAGGAUGGAUUUUAUCUUAUUAUGUGAAGGAGUUGCAGAAUCUCCAGUGAUGGGGCUUUAUCAGCAUAAAUGAGUUUAAAGCUAGAAGAGGAUUUUAGAUUGAGGAACAUUCUCAAUAUACUGUAUUUAUUUACUGUUUGUAUAUAUAUAUAUAUAUAUAUUUGGGUGUUAAUAUCAACAUAUGAGGACUCAAAAAACACUUACAGAAAGGAAUAUCACUAUAAUGGCCUUUACUAUGCCUGUUUGCUUA